AUGCGGUCGUCAAAGCCUCGCUCGGGCGCCUCACUUCGCCUGCUUCCUCCCUGGCAUGGUCCGCGAACGAUAAAAGCGGAUGGAAACAUACACCAAGGAGCUUGGGCUUACGGACGAGCGCGUGAAAACAGUGACGGACGACUUGGCUACCGAGAUCGUCAUCCUGCGCUGGGUGAAGAAGUUUCCGAUAUCAGCCAUGAACUCCGAGAGGAGCUGCGUAGCCUGAUCGAUCUGAGGGUGUCAGCAGAAGAACAUAAUAUCACCCGCGUACGAUACCACUUUAGUAGGUGUCCGAAGGAGUGGGAGCUCUUGCAUGUAGACGUUGAUGAGCGUCAGACUGAGCACAGAGCCUUGAGAAAGGCUGCA
Dibothriocephalus latus is the source of this 366-nucleotide messenger RNA. The record is from the annotation of a GenBank genome assembly. Lineage: Eukaryota; Metazoa; Platyhelminthes; Cestoda; Diphyllobothriidea; Diphyllobothriidae.